ACAGACAAGGACAAGGCAUCGAAGUCAUUGUUUUCAUGUCAAUCAGUGGUACUUUGUGUUUUUACAGAACGAAAAUUGGAAAAUCCAGUCUAUAAUGAUUGAUUUGAGUUAUUUAGGCGAUUCCAGACCCUUCAAAAUGUGCUUCACAGACUUACCAUGAAACCGUUAUCCCUCAUUUGAUGGAAAAUGAACCCGGGAAAUUCAAUCAGGUUUGCUGAUUACUUUGUUAUAUCUGGACUUGACUUCACAUCAGGUCUAGAGCCUGAUUUAUUUUCAAGUGACACACUCCAGGCCACUCCUCUUGAACGACCGUACAAAUGCAAAGUGUUGGGGCACUAUCCUGAUAAUGUUUCAUGGCAUCCCUUUGAUGCGAAUGGAGUUUGCAUGCUAUGCCUUCCUCAAGGAUUGCAGUUCCGCACUCAAAAGCAUUCAGUAGCCCCUAAAUUUCACAGCUUUGUUAUCACUCGUGAAGAUGGAUCCCGCACAUACGGUGCCAGCUAUGUAUUUUUUGAGGAAGUGCGCAAUAAAAAGAUUUGCACGGCAAUGCAAACACUACAGGCCAUGCAUCUUACAGAGCUGUCAGAAGGAGUGGGCCGAACUAAAGGAGUAGCAGAGCAAAAUGCCAGCUCAAGAUCUCUACCUAGGCAUUUUAAACUCUCAGGACACCACCCUAAAGAUGCUCAAAGUUACUAUGAUGCCACCAAAGACACUUUAUUUGUCACCAAGAGUAUUGCUCUCCUUGGUCAACUUCCAUUUGUGCGAGCAGCACAACUUUUUCUUUCAACUCUUCAUAGAUAUGUCAUGAUGGGUGGUCCUCAGAAUGGGGGCUUAAGUACAGAGAGCUUUGUAUACAAUCUUCUAUAUGAAGUAACGGUCCCAUUGCCUGGAAGAUCAACAAGAAUUUCAUUUUUCCCUCCAACUCUUCCUUCGCUGGGCUCAGAUCCAUCCCUUAUAAUUCAGCGGCCAUCUUCCAUUGAAGAAUUACCAUUAUUUGACUUCCCUCUUCGGCAAUUUUUUUCUUUGCUUGGGGCCAAUACUAUUGUACAGAUAUUUACUUGUGUUCUGCUUGAAAACCAAGUCAUGCUCAGCUCUUCUGAUUAUCAGCGUUUGACAUUAGUUGCAGAAGCUCUUGUAUGCCUCCUUUUCCCAUUCACAUGGCAACAUGUUUAUGUUCCAAUUCUCCCAGCAUCUCUUCAACAUUUUUUAGAUGCCCCUGUUCCAUUUGUAAUGGGACUUCAUAGUUGUGAGCCAAGAUUAAAAAUGGCCAGUGAGGCAAAUCUUUGCUAUCUGGAUAUUGAUAGAUGCACACUUCAGUUGCCCGAAGAACUGCCCAAUUUUCCGCAACGUAAUGAAUUUAUUGCUGAAGUAAAUGAUGUUCUGAGGAGAUAUAAUGUUAGCACCCACAUCAAUGGACCUGUAGACAGAAAUCUUAACGAGUUCAGUGAGAAACCAUCAUCUGGGAUUCCUAUAAGUCGUACUGUGGCUCCUGGAGUUGCAGCUGUACAGUCAGACAUAAUGUCAACAAGCUGCACCUUGCCCUCGGGACCUCACCGCUUCCGCAGGAAACACUCUUGGGCUCAACCAGAAAAGGAGGGAGAUUCAAGGCCCCAAAGUCCAGAUGAUGCCUCAGAUGCUUUAGCAAGACUAGUAGCUAUUGCCAAAAGAACAGGAGUUAAUCUAGACGGCAUUGAUAGCAAUUUGAACUGUGACGAGCCUUAUAAUGAUACUGGAAAUGAAAACGUAGUGAAAAUUCGGUCGGAACCAAAAACUGAACAAGAGUUGUAUGCUGAUGACUUGCGUUUUAACAACACUAUAAGAGAAGUUUUUCUCAAUAGAUUUGUUCAUAUCUUUGUGGCUUAUGAGAAGUUUGUCAUUCUGCCUAGUCAGGUGAAAGAAGAAGAAUGGAUGAGCAACAGAGAGUCAACUCAAAAUUUUGACAAAGCAUCUUUUCUAUCUGAUCAACCAGAACAACAUCUACCCUUUUUGUCUCGUUUUAUUGAAAGCCAAAUGUUUGCAACCUUAGUUGACAAUAAAAUCCUUAGUAUGUGGGGCAAAAUGGAAGCAAACCUGCGUGUCUUUGAAAGACGUAUAUGUUCGCUAAGGAAUCGUUUAGGAGCAGGUGAAAGCCUUGCCAGAGCCCCAGUUUAUGAGCCCACCCCUUAUGUGUGUGAUUCUGCACUAUUGCUGGAAAAGAGAUUAUCAACAGUGGAUACAAUUGCACCUAAGCCUCAAGAAGUCCUUUCUCAUUCUGUUGUGGCUCAGCCUACAAAACCAUCCCGAGCUCACAAUAGGGUCCGAAGCUUUUCAUUAUUGGAGUCUUCUAUUCUAAACCCUCAAGUAACUUACAGGUCCAAAAAGAGAAACAGUGUGCAGCUCAGACCUCACCGUAAAGAACGUGAAAGAAAUAAUUCUGUCAGUGGAGGAAAUAGUAGCAAUUCCACUACUGCCUCAACAGAAAACGUCAAUGAUACACCAAUUAAGAGCCAAGCAGUGGGCCACUUUGAUUUGAAACACAGUGGCAGUCAACAUAGCCUCAAUAAUGAAUCAGCGUGUAACUCUGCCUCAAAUAGUGGCCAAACAUCCCCUACAUCAUCUGCUUCUGGUGAUACACCAUUGCAAGGUGAUGGGCUUGCAAAGCCCCCCCUACCCUCGAUUAGUAGUUCUGGAGAUGCAGAUCUAGCUGCAACCAAGGCGUCAAAUAGGCAAUCCAAGAUUUUCACCAGUGAUCCUAGUCCCGCUGUAAUAGCACAAACUAACUGGACCUUUGUGGAGACAAUGCUAAGUGAAAUAAGAAGCAGAACUAAACGGAUGCUGUUGGAGAAAAUGGGAACGGAGGCUGUGGAGCUUGGGCACGGUGGAGAAGGCUCAAUAGUCGGUAUUGAAGAAAAUACCCUCAUAGCUGGACUGUGUGAUUUGCUUGAACGAGUGUGGUCUCAUGGUCUGCACAACAAACAAGGAAAAUCAUCUCUGUGGUCCCAUCUUCUAAGUUACCAAGAAAAGGUGGAUGUAGUAAAACCAACAGAUCCUUCUUUUUUGACUCCAGUGAAUGUCGCCUCAAAACCAGCAAGCACCAUAUCUCCUAUUCGAGACCUAUCCAGAAAAAUAUUUUUUUCUGGUAACUCUCACAGAAUAUUUGAUAUAGCUUCUUUCCAUGCUGUGAAUCAAGAUCUCCAUUCUAUGGCACUUGAACCAGACUCUUCUCCUAACGGCCGCGGGCGCUCAGAACGUUGUCGAUCGUUAGAUCGAAAGCAAUCUCCUGCUGAGCGUAAAAGCCUGGGCUUGGAGACACAGCCAAACUCUAUGCUAAAGCCUCUGCCUGUUUCUGUAACAUUUGACAUGAGAAAUGUCCAAUCAAUGACUGAUAUCAAAACUCAUAUUGGGUAUGCUAGAGCAUGGGUAAGAUUAUCUCUUGAAAAGAAGCUCCUUUCAAAACACCUACGAACUCUUCUAUCUGAUACAUCUUUACUAAAAGUUCACUAUAAACGCUAUGCCUUUCUGCGCUGUGAAGAAGAGCGAGAACAAUUUCUGUAUCAUCUUCUGUCUCUCAAUGCUGUUGACUAUUUAUGCUUUACCAAUACCUACAAUACUACCAAGAUGCCAUAUCGAGUUAUCUUAUUACCGUCUCGAAAAUAUGGUGCAGCUACUACUUCUGCAAAUUCCUGGGUUCAAGUAGCUGGUACUGCAGGGGAGUCAACCCAAGUACCUGUUCCCCGUGGUCAGACUGAAUUUGUCUUUCAGCAUAAGAAUAUGGGAGUACUUACCACUCUUCGAAUAGGACAUGAUAAUUACGGCCUAUCUCCCAAAUGGAUGGUAGAAUAUGUUUUAGUGAGGAAUGAGAUGACAGGGCAUACUUACAAAUUUCCCUGUGGGCGUUGGCUUGGACGAGGAAUUGAUGAUGGUUCCACGGAAAGGCUACUUAUAGGAGAGCUUUUACCAAACUCUGACCCUAGAAGUGAAAUAGCUGAAACAUGCAGUACUCCACCAAGAUGUCGCAGCCCUUCUCUUCCAAAAGAGAACAGAAAAGACAACAAACUCUCAAUACCUGAAAUUCAGCACAUGUUAGGUGACUGUGUAAACAACAUUGUUAAACUUCACUAUCGCCGUCGUAGCCAACCACAUGCCCGGGACAACAGUUCGUUGACAGUACUGCUUUGUGGUGAAAUGGGCCUUGUGUCUUGUCUUGAACAUGCAUUUCUUGUUGGAUUUAAAUCUGCCCGACUGUUUGGAAAAAAUCUGUACCUUUGGGAUUAUUUUGUACGAGUUAAAGAGCAAUUUUCGGAAGAGCAACCAAUCCCAGUUCCGAAAGGCAGAGUGCAACAGCAAAAAGAGCGCUUAGAACGAAUGGAGAGGGCUGAAAGAGCUGAACGCUGGGACAGGGGCCGUGGCUGCCUUCAGGAGCGUCAACCACUGUUCGUAGAGCAAAAUUGUACUCAGGGAGAAACGCUGGCUGGGGAAACUCGUCUCGCAUAUUGUGAGCUCAUCAACAAUGUUGAGCAAUGCAGCCAUACUCUAGGCAAAGAUGGGAAAUUUCAACUGUUUAUCUGCCUGGCAACAAGAGAUCAUAUUCUUUCUCGUAUGAUUCGGGAACUCUCAGCAGCAAGAGUUACUCAAGAAAUGUAUGAAGAGAAUUCCUUCCUUCGUGACCAAAUGCUUCUGACUACUCUACACCAGCUGUUGGCUUCAUUGGAUGAACUUGAUAUUGUAUUGGAAAAUUCAAUUACAAAAGGAAUUGGUAGAUAGAGAUUUUUAUUUUUUAACUUUUAUUUUUAAAUUGUGAAUCUCAAUUUGGUUUGUACAAAAUUGUUUAAAUUAACUUCUUCCCUUUCCCUUCUUGAGUUUAUGUUUUGUUUUUCUUUGCCUUCAGCUUCUGGAUGCCUCUUUAAUAUUGUUACGUGGAUAAUAUUUUUGAAAUACUCUAAUCUACAUGUGUUCUUUUGGUAUCAUUUGCGCUCUCUCAUUUUCGUCUUGGAGUUUUUAGUGUACUGCUUGCCUUUGAAAUGUGUUUUGAUUUGCUUUGUUGAGGUUGAUGGUUUAAACUUAUGAUCUCAUUUCUCCUACUUUUUCCAUUUUCAACAUCUUGAUACUCAGUUGUAAUUAUCAUGAAUUUUGGCUCAAUGCUGUGAGAAGUGGCUCCUCACAAGCCCGCAAUCUCUGUGUAGGUGUAAGAGAGUUUAAGUCUCCUUUGGUUUGAUUCAAUGUGUUGUACACUGUACCUUAGUCUCAACGGACGUCAUUUAGUGUAGUUUGAAAAAUCUUGAAAAAUCCACUAGUAUUUGUUAUUGUUAUCGGCAAUGUGUCUGUUGAGUCUAGUUAAUGACUCCUUUGGCAUGUGUGUUUUAAAUCCCACAUAAGUGAAUUUUAUGACACUCUUGCAGUUGAGGCUGUCUGUAUAAUUGUUUUGAUUUGUUUGUAAUAGACUUUUUUGUUUUAUUUAGUUUUUUUUUUUUUGUUUCAUUGAGUGCCAUAUAUUGUUACCAGCUUUUUUUUAGUCAACAUGAGAAUAUAAGUACGACUUGUUUUAGGAAGGAUAUGAUCAGUCUUUUGCCAAGCCAUUUUUCUUCAAUUGUUUGGUGUGGUUUACUGCCUGUGAAAAUGUCUCCAAAUCGAGGCAACACUCAUGAUUGUUAAGAAUGUAUUAGUUUGUGCAGCUAAAUCUGCAAGCACUGACCCGUUAGAAUGUACAAUCAUAUGCAGCUAUAUCUGAUAACCAUACAUUUUGUAGUGUGGCUUUAAUGUCUUAGGCUAACUGUUUCUAGAGUGAGUUAGAGUUCAAGCUAUUCUGUUCCCCUACCCAAUGUGGUGAAUUAUGUUUCUUUUAACAUCACAAAAUUUUGAAACUCUCUUCAGCAGAACGGCAAAAAGGUUUGAAGGAUAUAAUUUGGUGUUUGGAAGAGAUUGGGUAAAUGCUCAUCAUAAAGGUUGGAGAUCUUUGAUCAGCUGAAAUAAACAUCGUAAUGAAUUGGGCAUCUGCAUAAGUAAUAUGUGUACAACACUAUUAGGCCUUCUCUCCUAUUUUCCUUGUGAUGCAUCGCACUGACAUUUUAGUUGUUUUUUUCUUUGUUGUUGUUUAGUUUUUGAAUCGUUCAAGUUCAAACUGCCUUUUGACAUGUACUCAUUUAUUCAUACUGCAACCUCAGGCAGUAAAGUAUCAGCAUAUUUUGAAACUGAAGACAGAGUAUGUAAAUUUGAUUCUAUCAGAGUUUUAAUUAAUCUUGAAUUGUGAUAUUUAUAAGUAUGAAAACUCUAUUGAUGUAAUUGUACAAUGUUCCUUAUUUGUUGUGCUAGAUUGUUUUGUUAAUAUUUUUUUGUUUUACAUUGUAGCAGCUCUUUGAAGCAGUUCAUUUGAUAAGCAAGAUCGGAGCUGCUGUGUAUCUUCUCAAGCUUAACAUUGUUUAAUUGUUCCUUCUGAGGCUUUUUUUAAUUUUAUUUUGGAAAAUUUAAUCGUUUUGUGUGUGUUUGUUUUUGUCUGAGUUUUAAAAUCCUCUGGGUGUAAAAGAUUGCAUGUGAGUUACUAUGUUUUCUUUUACUUAAGAUAUUAUAAAAGAGCAGACGAAUAUUUCUUUAUAUGAGGAAGCAUUUUAAAUGACAAUAUGAGUGUAUUCUUAUUGGGUGUGGAUUACUUUCCAUGUAUGGUAGGAGUAGAGAGGUAAUGCUCAGCUCAUAAACAUUUCCUCUCUGUUUGGUUCUUUGGUGAAUGGUUUUCCAGUGAGCUUUGAUUUAAGGUCCUUAUUAUGGUUUCAGUAGCCAACUGUUGUAUGUAUCAUGGACUUCAUGACUAGCUUUAUUCUUAGAUAUUAAUGAAAAAUACUGUCACAAACCUUGUUCGUGUAAGCCUCAAAUUUGGGAACAGAGUGAUGUUACUACAAAUGCCAUCAUUUGGGCUGAGCACUUACAUUACCAAAGAUUUUGAGGCCUCAUUUUUGAACUGUGAUACUUUUAGGGUGGGCCUUUUUCCAGUCUCCAUAGCUAUCCCAUGUAUGAAUUUUCGUCUUUGUGUGGCAACUUUUAUUAUGACAUGAGACUGUAAAUAUUGCAUUAAAAUCCACUUUACAGUUGUCUUCUGUGAGAUGUUUGCUUAUUGCUGUGAGUUAAAAAUUAUUCUGAUUGUACUCGUACUCUGGUCUAUAGGUAAUGAUCCUACAGCCAUGUAUUGUGAAAUGAAUAAUAAAUGUCUCCAAAGCUAA
This is a messenger RNA of Thrips palmi, 7184 nucleotides long. It is a transcript of the gene pns, whose product is annotated as DENN domain-containing protein 5B. The coding region runs from base 187 to 4740 and encodes 1517 amino acids. The transcript has 24 exons. Gene Ontology annotation, molecular function: guanyl-nucleotide exchange factor activity; small GTPase binding. The record is from RefSeq and is a predicted model, not a curated record. Lineage: Eukaryota; Metazoa; Arthropoda; Insecta; Thysanoptera; Thripidae.